AUGUCUGAGGACAAACGACCGUGUCCUGACAUUGGGUCACCAUCUUCAUCUACAAUUCCGUUAGUUAAUCCACUAUCUUCUGCUGCGACAACGGAAAAUGGACACUUUAACAACACGCCUGCUUCCGCUGACAACAAGUCUUCUAAAGACAUAAACAGCACGAGCCAACGUCCUCUGACCAUGUAUGCACCCAAAUGUUUCGUGAAAUUACCCGAUCGAGAUCAAAGGAACGAUAUCCGCGCGAGCAAGGACAAUAUCACAGAUUAUCGACCCAAGGAAAACCUUCAAUCCAGCUAUUCUCACGGAUACGAAGUCGGUCAGAAGACGAACGUUAGUUCACAGCAACAGUUAAAGCCGUCUUCGAAUGGAGAUAAACCUUUGGGAGACAAUGGUAAGUUCAUUUACUUCGUUUAUUUAUUUUAUAUCUCUUUCGUCUUUAAUAGCUUUAAUGUUUCUUAUGGUUUUCAGAAUUUGCGGGUACAAACGGAAAGUCAUCUAAGAAUGGUAACGCCAGUAUGCCGCCUCCCAAAAUCAAACCUUCUCCAAAAGUAAGUUUUGUUACCUAUUUUGUCAUUUAAUUUUAGUCCAAAAUUCAGAAGCCCAGCUCAUCACAACAAGAACGCCCAGUGAAUAAAGGGUCUAAUCCGUCGCCAAAAAGGCCUCUUACUAACACAACAGCUACAUAUCAGAAGGCCCGAUUUCCGUCGCCAUCCAACUCCUCAUCCUCGCAUAAUAACUAUGGCCAUCAUGUGCAACAAUACGGACCGCCUUCGGGUUACGUUGUGCGGUCUUCUCCUUCAAAUAACCAAAUGUACACCGUGCAACAACGAGGACCCCCGGCAGUGCGGGCACAACCUCCAGGGUCGACAAAACCUCAGGUUAUCAUCCAACCACAAGGUAACGUAUCAACUUCUCAACAGCAUCACUUCAUAAUCCAAACGCCACAAGAUCAGUAUCCCCACCGAGCGGGUGCUACAGUCCAGCGUGCAUAUCCCUCAGCUAAUUCUGGGCCUCCAGUCUCUGUUGCUGGCCAACAGCACCAACAACAAGUUGUGAUCCAGUUCCAUCAUCCUCCUUUAAACGACAAUCAAAGGGUGUUGAUCCACCAACAUCAACCGGUCGAAAGGCGUGUAAUGACAUCAGCUCCGUAUCCAACUUCAGCGUCUCAGCCUCAUUCUUCUCAGCAGUCAUCUUCUCAGAUGCCAGAGGGUGUUUCAGAAAGGGAUCUGAUUCACAGUAGACAAAUGAAACCGAUGCCGCCCAAGAUACCACAGCCCGUGAAACCUGAUGAUAUCUACAACGAGAUGUCCUCUCAUCCAGACUUGAUGGCAUUGCCGGAUUCUUUUAACACGAUACUCGACCAGAUUCACUCCUCUGGAGCAGCGCCGAAGGAUCUUUACAAGAUAUUGAAGCGACAGUUUAAGUUCUUGGUUUACGUAAGUUAAUUGUUUUCACUUUUUAAGUUUAAUUUCUUUACUUUUCAGAAACUUCUGUAUUUGAGCAUAAUUUGUUGUUUGAAUCAUUUUACAGACAAAAUUAAUAGUGUUGUUGCAGGAAAACGAAUGUUAUCAAGAAGAGCUCAGAUCGUCUCAGAGGAAACUAUUGAAGCUCUCACGAGACAAGAACUUUUUGUUGGAUCGGUUAUUGGCCCACGAGAUCGUCGACUCUGACGACCAAGUGAAUCCUGGAGAAGAAUCAGACGCCGAUUCAGAGGCCACGAUUGACAUUAAACCAAAGCCAAAGAAGUAAGUUGUUUGUUAGAGCUGUUUCAUAACAGGAAAGCUCUUAACCUCGUAAUAUAUUUUAUUUAUAUUGUGUUAUGGUUUUUGAGGCUAAAUUUAUUUUCAGGAAGAAGUCGAGCAAGAAGCGACCAAAUCCGUCAAGUGAAGCCGGACCAGCUACGAAAAAGUUGAAAGACAAUGGAGACUUUGCCAGCGAUGGUACGUUAUCUUUAUCUUUUAAAUUUAGGUAAUAUCCUGCAUGGGUAAUCAUUGUUUGAUUUCAGACGGAGAUUCAAAGCCUCCCAGCCGCGCCCAGAACUCACGCAUGUCUCCGGCUAGUGUUAGGACAGACUUUUCUUCAAUGAAAGUAAGUUUUCAUAUUAAUUUUGUAAAUUUAGGUACCUAAAUUAAUAUGAAUGACCUUUGUUUGCUUUAUCCUUUUUCUAUCUGCAUUUAAUGAGGAAUACAAAGAAUUUUAUUAAUUAUAUUAUUAACUAUUUAUAUCUUUAAAAACGCGUCGCUUUCAGCCCGAGCACGGUGCAGACGAACAACAGUUCCCAUCCGGCUCAUCAACCCCAUUAACUCAAACCCCAGUUAAAAGCAGCAGCAAUGUUCAACCAGUCGAUUCUCAGCAUUAA
Molecule: messenger RNA, 2359 nt
Organism: Bursaphelenchus okinawaensis
Lineage: Eukaryota; Metazoa; Nematoda; Chromadorea; Rhabditida; Aphelenchoididae
Source: the annotation of a GenBank genome assembly